AUGGCGAGUAAGGCGUCUGGAUCAUCCAGUAAGAAGAAAAGUAGUAGUUCUAGCUCUGACGAGCCAAGAGCUCCAAAAUUCAAGCUACCUACAGCUUUCAUUACACGGCCGACCAACAAACAAGAUGAUAGAUCCAUCAGCAACGCCUUGAUGAGCAAGAAAGUUAUGGAGGCACUUGAAAUCUCUAACUCCGGUAUGUGCGUCGUUGGAAGGGUUGGCGAAAACGGCGUUGUGGCGAUCGCGCAGGUUGGAGAUGAAUCCCAACCCGAUAAUGUUGUACAGAUUUCGGAACCGCUAAGAGCCGUGGGGAACCUUAUUCUCGGCGACCGCUUAGAGGUGAAAAAAAUAGUUUCGCAGCCCGAAUACGCUUCAAGCGUUACUAUUGGGUCUCUUCAGGGUGUCGAGAUUCCAUCUGCUGCGGCUAAGAGCAUUGAAAAGUUGCUAGACGAAUGUGGCCUUAUUAUGCCGGGGAUGGCGUUUCCGGAGCGCCAGGUUACUGAGGACUUGAAACUUGAUCUAGUAAUUCUCGAUAUCAAUGACAUGUGUGUCGAAGACCUACCCGAUAUAUCGCAACUUUCACUCGACUCUUCCAGCUCUGGAAACAGCAUUUUUUACCUGUCGCCUCCUGCGAUCUUCCGUAAAGGCUCUAGCAAAGUCAAUUACAGUACAGAAACUGCUCCUUCAACGAAAUACAGCCUGCCUUCGGCGAUGAGUUAUAACAGUGUUGGUGGCCUUCAGAAAGAGAUAGAGUUGCUGAAACGUACCAUCGAGCUGCCGCUGCAUCAGCCAACAUUGUUUGCAGACUUUGGAGUAACACCACCACGAGGAAUACUAUUGCAUGGCCCCCCGGGAACCGGAAAGACAAUGCUUUUAAGGUGCGUUGCAAGCGAAGCAAAUGCUCAUGUGUUGACUAUCAACGGGCCCUCGAUAGUGUCCAAAUACCUGGGUGAAACAGAAGCAGCGCUGAGAGAUAUCUUCAACGAAGCACGUAUUUACCAACCUUCUAUCAUUUUCAUCGAUGAGAUCGACUCCUUAGCUCCAAGUCGAACCAGCGACGACUCUGGUGAAGUCGAAAGCCGCGUGGUUGCCACAUUGCUUACUUUAAUGGACGGAAUGGGCAGUACAGGUCGUGUUGUUGUUGUAGCCGCAACCAAUAGACCUAAUGCUGUCGACAUGGCCUUAAGAAGGCCUGGAAGACUAGAUCAAGAGGUAGAAAUUGGGAUACCUGAUGUUGAAUCUCGGCACGAUAUUCUUUUAAAACAAUUUAGAAAAGUCUCAGAAAAGCGCCACGAGCUCACCUUAGAAGAUAUCCAGGCGAUAGCUUCCAAGACGCAUGGAUAUGUCGGGGCAGACUUGGUUGCACUGUGUCGGGAAGCGGUAAUGAAAACUCUACAACGGGGUGUAUCCCACAGCUUGACCAAGGAUGAAAUGAAGAUAACUAUGAGGGAUGUAGAGGACGCGAUGGCAGAAAUCCGCCCUAGCGCUAUGAGAGAAAUCUUCCUUGAGAUGCCCAAAGUGUAUUGGUCUGAUAUCGGCGGCCAGGAGGAUCUCAAGUUAAAGAUGAAGGAAAUGAUACAGCUUCCUUUGGAAGCACCCGAGUCAUUCUCAAGGCUCAGUGUUUCAGCUCCCAAGGGUGUUUUGUUGUACGGCCCCCCUGGUUGUUCCAAGACGUUAACGGCCAAAGCCUUGGCUACCGAGUCUGGAGUCAACUUCCUUGCAGUGAAAGGCCCCGAGAUUUUCAACAAAUAUGUCGGAGAAUCUGAGCGCGCCAUUAGGGAAGUGUUCAGAAAGGCCAGAGCUGCUGCACCCAGUAUCAUAUUUUUCGAUGAAAUCGAUGCUUUGUCGCCAGACAGAGACUCUGGAGGGUCAACUUCUGCCGCAAACCAUGUUUUAACUUCUCUUUUGAACGAAAUCGACGGUGUCGAAGAACUGAAUGGUGUAGUGAUAGUUGCUGCGACCAACCGCCCCGACGAGAUCGAUGCAGCCCUGCUGCGGCCGGGGAGAUUAGAUCGCCACAUUUACGUGGGUCCUCCAGACUUUGAGGCUAGACUACAGAUAUUGAGAAAGAGCACCAAGGAUUUCCAUUUGAUAGACUCAGACGCCCUCCUUCAGGAGUUUGCUCAAAAGACGGAGGGUUGCUCAGGCGCGGAAGUGGUACUGCUCUGCCAGGAAGCCGGAUUGGCGGCCAUCAUGGAAAACCUCGAUGCAGAAAAGGUUGAUAGAAAACACUUUGAUAAAGCUAUUGCUGGAAUUUCAAGAGGCAUUGACAAGGAAAUGCUAGAGUACUAUGCUGAGUUCCAGUCGCGCAGCGGAAUCUCUGCCUGA
Molecule: messenger RNA, 2325 nt
Organism: Lachancea thermotolerans CBS 6340
Lineage: Eukaryota; Fungi; Ascomycota; Saccharomycetes; Saccharomycetales; Saccharomycetaceae
Gene: AFG2
Product: AAA family ATPase AFG2
Exons: 1
Coding region: 1-2325 (774 amino acids)
Cellular component (GO): cytoplasm
Molecular function (GO): ATP hydrolysis activity; ATP binding
Source: RefSeq, a predicted model, not a curated record